Messenger RNA from Ceratosolen solmsi marchali, 963 nucleotides. RefSeq names its product eukaryotic translation initiation factor 1A (gene eIF1A). Bases 99 to 542 code for a protein of 147 amino acids. Gene Ontology annotation, molecular function: translation initiation factor activity; RNA binding. NCBI's taxonomy places the organism in Eukaryota, Metazoa, Arthropoda, Insecta, Hymenoptera, Agaonidae. The transcript is spliced from 5 exons. The record is from RefSeq and is a predicted model, not a curated record. Gene Ontology annotation, biological process: translational initiation.
UACGUAGUACUUCCUUUUUCUUCUCGCAUGGCAGAUUAGCUCGAGAAAUUCAUGAUACAACUGUUGGUGUAAUUGACUUUCUAUAAUAUAUCUCAAUCAUGCCCAAGAAUAAAGGAAAGGGAGGUAAAAAUAGGAGGAGAGGAAAGAAUGAGAAUGAAACAGAAAAGAGAGAAUUGGUUUUCAAAGAAGAUGGUCAAGAAUAUGCACAAGUUACCAAAAUGCUUGGAAAUGGACGUUUAGAAGCAAUGUGUUUUGAUGGAGUAAAACGAUUGUGUCAUAUUCGAGGAAAGCUUCGUAAAAAAGUGUGGAUUAAUCAAGGUGACAUUAUUCUUAUUGGUUUACGUGAUUAUCAGGAUGCUAAGGCAGACGUUAUAUUAAAGUACACUGCAGAUGAAGCAAGAAAUUUAAAGACCUACGGAGAAUUCCCAGAAACUGUCCGUAUAAACGAUACAGUCACCUUCGUAGAAGAUGGUUUUGAUGAAGAUAUUGAGUUUGGUGAUGAAAUUAGCGAUGAUGAUGAAGAUGAUGUGGACAAUAUGUGAUGAUUUAUAAUUUUAAAAAUAUAUAGAAUGUAAUAUCAGAAGUAUAUUAACUACUAUGUGAAAAUGCUAAACCAUUUGCUAUUCAUAUAUAACUUAUAUCAAAUGGUCUUUAUCAUUUAUUUGAAAUAAAUUGCUUCAAGUUUUUCUAGAUUCAAGUUAUAGUCUUGUCAAUGAAAGAUCUUGUUUUCGAAGUUAAUUCCAUUGAAAAAUAGAUACUGGUUAUUUUAUUAUGUGAAUAUUAAACUUAUGUUACUUUUGCUCUAAGUGAGGUGACCAUAUUUCUGUCAAAGCGUGGUUAAUAGCUUUGAUUAUAAGAUGUAAGAAAGUUAUUUGUACAAUUAUAGCGUAAAAACGAUCAAUUUUACGUUCACAAUUUUUAAAAGUUUUGAAAUUCAAUUUGAAUUAUUUUGCAAAAAUUAUU